UUCGCGCAAUAAAGCCUCCAGAAAUUUGUCAAAUCCAGCCCUUCUGCUCGGUGCUAGUUAUUCUCUCUCUCUCUCUCCCUCUCUGAACCCUUUCGCGUUUUGCGUGCUCUGUAAUCGACCUCGAAUGGCCAACAGUAAUCUCCCCAAAAGAAUCAUCAAGGAAACUCAGCGUCUCCUAAGUGAACCAGCGCCAGGAAUUAGUGCAUCGCCGUCGGAGGACAACAUGCGAUAUUUUAAUGUAAUGAUUCUUGGCCCAACACAGUCUCCAUACGAAGGAGGAGUUUUCAAGUUGGAACUAUUUCUUCCUGAAGAAUAUCCAAUGGCUGCUCCCAAGGUCCGAUUUCUGACCAAAAUAUAUCAUCCUAACAUUGACAAGCUUGGAAGGAUAUGCCUUGAUAUUCUGAAAGACAAAUGGAGCCCUGCUCUCCAAAUAAGAACUGUACUUUUGAGCAUUCAAGCACUUCUGAGUGCUCCAAACCCUGACGAUCCGCUUUCUGAAAACAUUGCUAAGCAUUGGAAAACGAACGAGGUUGAAGCUGUUGAAACAGCAAAGGAGUGGACUCGUUUAUAUGCAAGUGGUGCCUGAUGACAUGGCGGAAAGUUUUGCUUCCCCAAAAUGACAAUUAAUGAAUUGUAUGCUAUUCACUGUCAAAUUUUAAAUGAAAUUUGGAACAAUUGAUCUUUGAACGAUCGUUAUUGAAUAUUCUCUGAGCUUCUAGUUGCCGCUUGUUAAUUGUUUUCCCCUAAAUGAAGCCUUGUGGAACUUGUAUAAUAUGUUGGGCCAUUAAUUUGGCAAAAUAUUAUAUAUAAUCAUCACUUUUAGGUUGCUUUGGCUAA
Molecule: messenger RNA, 837 nt
Organism: Alnus glutinosa
Lineage: Eukaryota; Viridiplantae; Streptophyta; Magnoliopsida; Fagales; Betulaceae
Product: ubiquitin-conjugating enzyme E2 36
Exons: 8
Coding region: 125-586 (153 amino acids)
Biological process (GO): protein K63-linked ubiquitination; DNA damage tolerance
Cellular component (GO): nucleus
Molecular function (GO): ubiquitin conjugating enzyme activity
Source: RefSeq, a predicted model, not a curated record